CCGCUCGCGGGAAAAGGGGGCGGCGGCGUCCGCGCUGGCUGGCUGGCUGGGCUCGGCUCCCCGCAGUAUAUAGAAGAAGCCCUGGCUGGGGAUCUGGCUGCAGCGAUCUGGCAUUUCCUCCAGCUCCUGCUUCCUUUGCCGCGGGAUCAACUCCACCACCACCACCCCGCCGCCAGUUCCGCGAGGGAUCCGCUGCUUUUGCAAAUCCUGCAACCGUCAUGUCUCCAUCCUCGACGCCCUUCGCCAGCCCUUUCGCCAGACCUCGCUGCCUGGCUGCAGCGGCUCCGGCGGGCAAAACUAAACUUACCCACCCGGGCAAAGCGAUCUUAGCAGGUGGCAUCGCUGGCGGGAUUGAGAUUUGCAUUACAUUCCCCACAGAGUAUGUGAAAACGCAGCUUCAGCUGGAUGAGAAAGCAAACCCGCCUCGCUACAAAGGAAUUGUGGACUGUGUCAAGGUGACCGUCCGAGAUCAUGGGAUCAAGGGGCUCUAUCGUGGCCUCAGCUCUCUGGUUUAUGGUUCCAUACCGAAAGCCGCCGUGAGGUUUGGCAUGUUUGAAUUCCUCAGCAACCACAUGAGAGACGCAGAAGGGAAGUUGGACAGCAAACGAGGGCUCCUGGCUGGCUUGGGGGCUGGCGUGGCUGAAGCGGUGCUUGUGGUGUGCCCUAUGGAAACCAUAAAAGUGAAGUUCAUCCACGAUCAGUGCUCUCCGCAGCCAAAAUAUCGAGGUUUCUUCCAUGGGGUGCGAGAGAUCAUUCGGACACAAGGCCUCAGGGGAACUUACCAAGGUUUGACAGCGACUGUCCUGAAACAGGGAUCCAACCAGGCUAUCCGCUUUUUCGUCAUGACAGCUCUCAGGAAUUGGUACAAAGGAGAUAACCCAAAUAAAACCAUCAACCCGCUUGUUACUGGGUUGUUUGGGGCGAUCGCCGGUGCAGCCAGCGUCUUUGGCAACACGCCACUGGAUGUCGUGAAGACCAGGAUGCAGGGCCUGGAGGCUCACAAGUACAAAAGCACCUGGGACUGUGGCUAUCAGAUCAUGAAAUAUGAAGGACCUCUUGCGUUUUACAAGGGCACGAUCCCCCGCCUGGGCCGGGUCUGCUUAGACGUGGCCAUUGUGUUCAUUAUCUACGACGAAGUGGUCAAGGUACUCAACAAGGUGUGGAAAACGGACUGAGCGCCCGCGGAGGGCGUGCGCCACUUCCUCCCCACCCGCCAGGCAACAGCGGGGAGGGGAGGGGACGGCACGACCCACCACAGACGGGGGUGGUUCCUACCCACAGCUCCCCGCCCACCCAGCAAGUACGGUAGUGCCAGCAUUCCAGGGCUCCUUCAGCUCCACAGGUGGGAUCUGGAUACGGAUCACGUCCCCGACCUGCUGUCUUCAUAUCAAGCUCAACGACACGUUUUAUUUAUAUCCGAAUGAACUGUGGCCGUGCUGCUUGUUUUUUAAUUACCGACGAUAUGAUAAUGUGACCAGAUUGGAUGGGGGGAACAAAGGCGGGAUGGUUUCGUGCUACAUCUCCGGCUGCUAAAGUUGGGGGGAACGGGGUGGAGGGGUGGGGCGAGUUCAACUGGUGCCCAUCAGAAAGAGAAAGGGAACUUUCCCCGCCCCCCUGUCCCCCACACCAACCCCAACACCCGCUAGAAUACAAGUCCAAGAAGCUUUUUUUCCCCUUCUAGAAACAAACACACAUGAAUUUACAGGUUCCCAAUCGCUGGUCUAGAGCAGAGUUUCCCAAACUUAGGUCUCCAGCUGUUUUUUUGUUUUUUUUUUACUACAGCUCCCAUCAUCCUGAGCUAGCAGCACCAGUGGUCAGGGAUGAUGGGAAUUGUAGUUCCAAAACCAGCUAGAGGGCCCAAGGUUGGGAAACCCUGGUCUAGAGCAAGGGUGGCCUUCCAGAGCUUGUGGCAGUACAGCCUUUCAAAUAUUGAUGGAAUACAACUCCCAUCAUCCCUGCCCGUUGGCCAUGGUGGCUCUGGCUGAUGGGACUUGGAGUCCAAAGACUUCUGGGAUGCCUCUGCUGUCUUUCUGAGAAGCUGGUGUUGAAACAUGCGCUAAGUAAGAAGUCGUCCCUGGUUGUUUACCAGAAGGCAAUUGCCAGCUCGUUGAGCUCCAGCCAAAGAAGAUCUCGCGAAUUGUUGACCGACGGUGCCACCUCAGAAAGCUUGCAGAGGUAGGGAAAGGACGACAAACAUCUGGGUGUUUGCCAGUCCUUCCUAUACCCCUUCCCCCAGUUGCUGCUAGCAGAGAAGAAAGCCUUGGAGGUCACGACACAUAUGCACACACACACACCCAAAUACUUGAGUACAUUCCAUGAGUCCUGCUCCAAUAGUAUUCUCUCGCCAGCUAACUCUUGGUAUUGCCAAACGCGGGGGUCCCUAGAAAAGGUGUUGCUGGACAACAAGCCCCAUCACCCCUGCCCGUUGGACCAUCCUAGCUGGGGCUGAUGGGAGUUAGGAACCCAGCAGCAGCUGAAGGCCUCUGGUUCUGCGCCUGGGUUCUCCUUGGAUGACGUAGAGGAGGAGGAGGAAUUGCCACCUCUGCAGGCUCCGAACAACGGCCUCAGCAGUGGAAGCUGGUCCAUUUUGGUGAAUGGGGCAUUGCCCCGUCUCCACCUCAGCUUGCCCCCGCCCCAUCACCGCCUGCCUUCUUACAACCAGGCAACGGUGGCAGCCCUGCCUGUCAACUUUAGUCUCUGUGUCGUCCUUGUAGGAUGCAAGCAGGCGGAUUAGAAUUGGCUGUCUGCUGUUUGGGCUCCAUGCCCUUCUGCCCUGCCAGUCCCAAUGGGCGCCAGCCAGCCCUAGCCCCAGGAGGGCCUGGUUCUCCCAGCAGCCCACAGAAAUGGGGCAGCGGUGGAGGGGCUGCUAUGGUGGCGGGGCAGUGGAAUAUGGGAGGGCAGUCUGUACUGGGUGCCUUGGCAGUGGGCUGCCACGGCUGACUCCUAACACCAGCCCUGGGUGGGGAUCUCAUUCGCCCUUCCCCAUCCUACGCUCAUGCCUUCUAUGCUUCCCCCCUGCUAAAGUCCGCAUUCCAAAGAUCUGUCGCGAUUGGUGUUUUUCUUACUCGCUCUAAUAAAAGCUUGGGGGACCCACUCCCCUGACCUCCAUAAAUGUUUCUGCUGAGUCGGGAGAGUCGAAUUAAUUCCCACGCGUACACCCAGCCCGUAAUAUUAGCUCAUUCCAUAGAAUUCACUUGUUUACAUUGGGGGGUGGGGGAGGGAAAGAGGGAUAUGAAAAACAGAAGUGAUAGCCCCUGUCUAGAGCCUGUUUCUCGUGCCCCAGGUGGAAAAGGGACUCCCCACCCAAACAGAAUACUGGUCAGAGGGACCUACCUGCCCUCCCUCUGGCUCUGCUGAAGCUUACACAGAAAGUGUGCAAAGCAGGGGCGAGGUUGGUGCAAGCGCGUCAGCAGGAGCGCAAGACUGGCUCUGCUGGUGUGUUUGCACCACUGCGGCCUCGCUCCCUGCCACUUGCCAAUGACACGGGUGUUAGGAGUCAAGGGCUACCUGAUUCUCCUUUACAGAUUGUGUUUUCCCUCUCUCCUCGGAAGCUUCCUCCUCUUUUUCUCCUUUUGCUUUUGAAGACCAUAAUGUCUUGCUUGAGAAUACAUGUAGGCUUAGCAGACCCUGCUCUGGCUCACUUGCGCUUUUUUCUGUACUAGGAAGGGACCUUCCCCCAGGUGCCAGGGAAACUCGCCGACAAUUCCGUUACGGAUCUGUGCCAAAUUUUGUGCGUCUCUCGUCCUUUUCAGUACACGUGGGGGCCUCCCCCUCCUCCCUGUUGCUCUAGUCUUUGCUAGCUAUGUACUGUGGGCUAACUCAAUGCAGCCAGCUGUUGAUAGGGGAAGCGUUUAGUGCAGUGUGCUGCCCUCCGGAUGGGGUGGACUACAUUUCCCAUCAUCCUUGAUCGUUGGUACUGCUGGCUGGGUCUGAUGGGAGCUGCAGUUGAAGGCAGCUUGGAGGGCACCUUCAGGGUUAGGGAACAAAUCCCAGGCAGAUCUGUUUCCCUGCCACCACAUAUUUUAAGGUGCAUUCUAGUUGCAAAACUAAUAAAACGAUAAGCCUGCUCCGAGGAAGCUGUGGGCUGGGGCCGCUCCACCGCGUGAAACCCUUUGAAUGAGAAUUAAGCUUCAUCUGUCCAAACACACCUUUAUGAGCAUAUGGGCUGCAAGUGAUAGAUCAGGGGUGGGGAGGCCUGUAGACUUCCAGAUAUUGCCCUACAGAGGUACCUUGGUUUACGACCAUAAUCCAUUCCAGAGGUCCCUUCGUAAACCAAAACAGGUCGUAACCCAAGGCGCGCUUUCACCAAUGGGGCCUCCAAAAAAAUUGGUUCGUAAUCCUCAAAAAAGUGUUCGUAAUCCCAAAAAAAGUUCGCAAACCGGGACACGCAGUUCCAGGUUGGAGGUGUUCAUAAUCCAAAACUUACACAAACCAGGCUGUUCACAAACCAAGGUACCACCAUAGCUGCCAAGUUUUCCCUUUUCUCGCGAGGAAGCCUAUUCAGCAUAAGGGAAUUUCCCUUUAAAAAAGGGAGAGCUUGGCAGCUAUGGGUACCACUGUACUAGAAUUCCCAUCAUUCCUGACUGCGGGUGAUGGCAGGUGUAGUCCAGCAUCAUCUGGAGAACUUACAGGUUCCUCAUUCUUACAGUAGACUUUAUUUGCUGCAUAAUUUCAAUUUCACAGAAACGGGGGCCCUGGCUGUGUCCCUGCCCGUAUUUCCACACAUGUGCUCCCCAACCAUUUAGGGAGGCGUGCUGUGGUAGACAUCUCCACUUCCUGUGGCAGAACCUUUGGGCUUCCAGAUAUUGGUGAACUUCAGCCCCAGCGAGCAUUGCCAAUGGCCAGGGAUGAUGGGAGUUGUAGCCAACCGACAUCUGGACUCUUAACUGUCCUACAGGCUUGGAUAACAGGUGUCCAGGCUAUGUUUUUGUGGUGACCAUGCGGCAAGCAAAGGCAGGUGAUGCAUUGGAAUGGGGAUUUUGUUGCUUGUGGGGGUGCGUGGUGUUAUUUUUUUUACACAGACCGAGGAUUUCUGAAUUGAAUGUGUUUUUGUUUUUUUAAUUCACUGUCUGCACCGGCAGCCUGAUACUAGAAUGGUUUUGGAACUUCUCAGCCCUGCGGCGAGGACGCCAACCAAUAAAGCCAAAGUUGCCUGUU
Messenger RNA from Zootoca vivipara (common lizard), 5157 nucleotides. It is a transcript of the gene SLC25A1, whose product is annotated as solute carrier family 25 member 1. Gene Ontology annotation, cellular component: mitochondrion. Gene Ontology annotation, molecular function: citrate secondary active transmembrane transporter activity. The record is from RefSeq and is a predicted model, not a curated record. Gene Ontology annotation, biological process: mitochondrial citrate transmembrane transport. NCBI's taxonomy places the organism in Eukaryota, Metazoa, Chordata, Lepidosauria, Squamata, Lacertidae.